Messenger RNA from Dicentrarchus labrax (European seabass), 1844 nucleotides. RefSeq names its product transmembrane protein 160 (gene tmem160). The record is from RefSeq and is a predicted model, not a curated record. NCBI's taxonomy places the organism in Eukaryota, Metazoa, Chordata, Actinopteri, Moronidae. The transcript is spliced from 4 exons. Bases 131 to 799 code for a protein of 222 amino acids.
UUGUCGUUGACCAGGUGACAGUUCACAGGGCAUGCGGAGGUCGUGUAGUGCUUUUCUUUUUUUUUUGUUUGUUUUUUUUUUUUUGCUUUUGAGCUCGUAAUUUUUUAAGCUAGCUGGGACUCGUGAUGUGAUGGCUUUCCUGAGUUUGUUCAUGAGAAGGCAGCUGACGCCGGCCGUGUCGCACUUCGUCCGGAUAGUGAAGCUGGUCCGGCCUCCGUGCGCCCGAGCCCCGCUGAGGAGGCUGCACGGCUCCGCACGGCUGCGGGUCGGAGAGAAGGGACCGUGGGGGAAGAGCCGGGGGCCGGAGCAGCAGUACCAGAUCACAGACCUCGACAAGGCGGACGCUUUGAUGCUGAGAAAGUCCCACGAAACAGGAUUCCUCUCGUGGUUCAGGAACGGACUGCUGGCGACUGGGAUCGGAGUCAUCGCGUUUGUCCAGAGUGAAGUGGGACGAGAAGCAGGAUAUGCCUUCUUUAUCCUGGGAGCUGCGUGUGUGUCGUUUGGCGGGGCCUCUUACCUUGGCAGCCUUUUCGCCUUGCGGAGGAUGAUGCUGCUGUCUGUGCCGGCACUGCUGCUCCAGAGCACCAUGGUGGGCAGCGUCGCCCUCUUCUGGCUCGGCGCGGUAUCUCUCUACAUCGGCCGCCUGGAGGUGGAGAUCAUCCACGAGGAGGAGGAGGGAGAGGACGAGGAUGAGUGCAGGGAGUGCCGCGAGAGGCGCGAACACCGGGGUUACCGUGGCUCCCAUGACAGCAGACAUCAGGACAGUGAGGACAAUGAGGGCAAGGGGCCCAACAAGUAGACACCUUGGAUGGAGAGUGGAAAAAGGGUGUGUGUGUGUGUGUGUGUGUGUGUGUGUGUGUUGCUUUGAUUCAGGGUUCCCCCUUAUUUGUUUGUGUGUGUGUGUGUGUGUGUGUGUGUGUGCACGUGCGUGUGUGAGAUGUGAAGGUUAUUGUUAAGGUUGAGAAAGACUUUUAGACCUUUUGGAAAACUGGUGAAAAAGUGCUGAAAUUUUGGUAGUGUGACUACAUUCACUUCUGGUGAAUAAAUAAAAAUAAAUCCUUUUUUUUUUUAAACAAAAAGAUUUCUUAUAAUCAGACAUAUUCAAAGCUGCUUCACUUACAUUAUCAAUCAAUCUGUAAACUGUAUUGAUUUUUUUAAAUUAUUAUUUUUUACAUCUUCACAUUCACAGGCACACUGCACGGCCUCACAGAGAACAUCAGUUCUACCUUUCAUUGCAUUGUAUGCAAUUAUUUUUGGGCCAUAUUAUUGGCUUUUCUCUGCCAACUGUUGUUGGAUGCUGUUCGUCUUAUCAUCGUGUUUGACAUAAAUAACUGUGAUUGAAUACUUGAAGUUUUCAUUAAAGUCUUGAAAUAAAACAAGCUGGUUUUUGAUGUGCUGUGAGAUCUAGAAAGAAUCAACAUACUGUAAGGUAAGGUUUCAGGUCGGUCUUUUAGAAUAUAUUUUAUAACAGAGGUUUAAGUUACCCUGUGAAUUAUUUUUUUUAAUUUGUUUUAUAAGGGCAAUAGCACUUUUGUUUGUCAUUAUAGUAACUAGACUUUUGGAAACAGUAUUUAUCACAGCUUUUUCUGUGGUAAUAUAUUUUUCUCUGUAUUGUUGAUAUACAUGUACAGUACCUAAAUGUAACCAUAAACCAUUUUGAGUGGAUUUCACACCGUUUGGUGAUCACUACAAUGGCUGUCUUAAUGGAUGUAAAGAGUAACUGAUAGUAUGGGAAAGUUUUGUGUGUGGAAAUGGGGUUCACUAUUGUUUGCUUCUGUUUGUGUUUGCACCACUUUCAAUGCACCCUACUGUACAUGUACAGUAAUAAAACAAGGAGAAAUCUG